GGAACGUAACGCUACCAGCUAGCUACUACACGAUGUUGUCAGAUACACUCACGAGGUGCUUCCAGGCCAUCCCGUUAGCUUGAAGACUUCGCAACCGCUUGUGUGCACAGUUGGUAACUCCUCAACAAAAGUCAGCACCAACAGAUGACGACUGCCAGGCUUUCACCUAAUUGGGUUAGGGUAUGCUUGGUUGGAAAUAUUUAGGUGCUAGUGGCGAAGGGCACGGAGUCGGGGCCUGGUAACCACCAACCGCGUCGCAGCCAAGCAAGCAUGGGCCGCGGCAAGCGUAAGGACAGCGCCGAUAUUGAUAGUGAUUUCGAGUAUGACGCAGCGUGCGGUCGGCGGUGGAAUGAGAGCAGCAGGUCACCGAGCUCAGAGUGUCCUACGCGGAAGAAGCCCCGGAACGGCAGGAGCAGUCAAGACGGCACGUCUGAAGAGGACGAAAGGCGGCGCAGACGUUUAAUAGCUAAUCGGCGCAGCGCCCAGCGCAGUCGAGUAAAGCGACUAGAAGAGGUCGGUGUUCUGGAGGGCAUGGUCGAGGACCUCGUCAAGGAGGUUGACGCACUCCGAGCCGAGGUAGGCAGCUGGAGCUGCCGCCAUGAGGAGCUGCUCGAGGAGCACCGUAAGCUCUCAGCGAAGCUGGAAGACGCUGGCAUCCCCAAUGAUGACGGCCCCCCUCCUCCCCCGAUACGCACCUCCCAGCAACGUGAGCAGCAGCAGGCACAUCAGUCACCAGGACAGCAGCCCUCAGCGCAGCAGCAACCCCAGACGCCGCAGCAGGAGCCGCCGCAGCAGCCGCAGCAGUCAGCACAGUCAACGCAUUCGCAACAAUCCCCAGCAACGCAGCAGCCGCAGCCGGCAACGUCCAUAACGCCGCCGAUGCUUCAUACCUUGACCUCCUUGAGCUCUUCCCGCGUUGCAUUACGACAGCAGCAGCAGCAACAACAACAAAUAAAGCAAGAAGGAGGAGGACAAGAUACAGAUAAGGCCGUCGAAAAAGGUUGUGAUGAGAAGGAGGAGCUGCAGGGCGGCGCAGCGCUGCAUAAUAGCCUCGAUAAGGGCCCUCUGCACCCCGAGCAGUACCCCGAUUGGGAAAGUGCUGAUGUGAUGGCAGCAAUGUACGCGCUGAACACCGUUAGCUGCCAGGCUGCUGGUCCGGAAGCUGCCAGCGGUGUCGCGGCUCCCGCUGCUGCCCGGUCGCAGACAGCAAGAACGCAUGCCGGGGCGGGGGAGGAGCCCCUGCACUCACACCUCAGCCUGCUUCCUCCGGAGCGGGAACCGCAGCCGCAGCAGCCACGAUACCAGGAGCGUCAGGAGCAGGGCGAUCUGCAAGUCGCUGGCUCCGCCGGCCAACAACAGCCCAGCACAUGGCACCCAUCAAGCCCCCAAGGGCGAUGUCGCCUCCCAACACCACACCAGGAGGAGCAACCCCAGGUGUUCGGGAGAGGCUGUGAGUGGGACCCCUCGAUGGCUGCCCCGCACGCCGCCCUCCUCCACGACUCCUCGCUGCUCAGCCCACAGCUGCCGCAAGCAGGCCUGCCGGCCCAGGGCCUCCUGCCAACCUCCUACAACGCGCUUGGAGACGCCAGACUGCUCCGGAGCAGUGGCUGCGGCAUAGCUAGCGGUUUGGGCGGCGGUGUGCACACGCAACCCCAACCCACCUCGCACCCCCCUGGCUGCUUCAACACCUCCGGUACGGCUGCUAGCCCCUCCCUGCCCCACGCUACGGUUCCGGCCGGGCAUCCAGCAGCUAGCGACUCAGAUGGCAACAGCCCUUUACCGGAGCAGCGACUUAGCCCCCCUUGCGAAGCCGUUGCAGCAGCAACCGCAGCUGCGAUAACAGCAGCAGCGGCAGCGGUAGCGGUUCCUGGGGAAUCUGCCAGCAGCAGCAGCAGCACAUCUGAUUCGGCCGCCGGCCUUCAGAAGCAAGCGGCGGAGCAGCUCCCCGUGACCCCAAGCAGGCAAGGGGGCAUUGAGGCUGCGCAUGUGGCACCGCCGCUGGGCGGUAUGUCGGACCAGGGAGCAGCAGUUGCGUCGGAGGGUGCCCUUAUGAUGGAGCAUGAAGACGGUGAUGGAGGCAUGCUAGCAGACGGCUGGGACCUGAUCUGACGUGUGAACGGCCUGACAGGGCACAUAACGUGAGAUGGCAGAACAGCGUAUGCGGGGUUUAAGGAGUGCAUGGGGUAGCAGGAUGUGGGGUUGCGCCCAAAAGCAUGUGGAAACCAUCCCGAGAGGAACACAAUCAUUGGCGACGGGACGGAUUGAAUAGCAAUUGCAAUGGGAUGAAUGCCUGACAAUUGCAGCAGGAGUACAUACGGUAUGCCGAUACUUUGUGAAGAGCCAUCACAUAUUGAUCCG
This is a messenger RNA of Astrephomene gubernaculifera, 2358 nucleotides long. The record is from the annotation of a GenBank genome assembly. NCBI's taxonomy places the organism in Eukaryota, Viridiplantae, Chlorophyta, Chlorophyceae, Chlamydomonadales, Astrephomenaceae.